Messenger RNA from Loxodonta africana (African savanna elephant), 7107 nucleotides. RefSeq names its product 3-oxoacyl-ACP synthase, mitochondrial (gene OXSM). NCBI's taxonomy places the organism in Eukaryota, Metazoa, Chordata, Mammalia, Proboscidea, Elephantidae. The transcript is spliced from 3 exons. The record is from RefSeq and is a predicted model, not a curated record. Gene Ontology annotation, cellular component: mitochondrion. Bases 90 to 1469 code for a protein of 459 amino acids. Gene Ontology annotation, biological process: fatty acid biosynthetic process. Gene Ontology annotation, molecular function: 3-oxoacyl-[acyl-carrier-protein] synthase activity.
CACGCUAGCGUCAUCGGCGGGACGGCGGCUGCGCGGCCGGGAGCGAGGCCUGGGGAAGGAAUGUGUUUCUGAUCAUCUGAAUUUCAGUCAUGUCAUACCACUUGCAAAAUUUCCUAAAAAUUACAAGCCAUCAUCUUCUGUAUUCAAGAUUAUGCCAGCAGUUAAGAAGUAAAAGGUUUUUCGGAACUGUACCAACAACAGCCAGUUUGCGAAGGCGGGUUGUCAUUACAGGCAUUGGCUUGGUGACUCCUCUUGGUAUGGGAACUCAACUGGUAUGGGAUCGUCUUAUCCGAGGAGAAAGUGGAAUCGUUUCAUUGGUUGGUGAAGAGUAUAAGAGUAUUCCUUGCACUGUUGCUGCUUACGUGCCAAGAGGUUGUGAUGAAGGUCAGUUCAAUGAACAGAACUUUGUGUCCAAAUCAGAUAUCAAGUCCAUGUCUUCUCCCACCAUCAUGGCCAUUGGUGCUGCGGAGUUAGCUCUGGAAGACUCAGGCUGGUGUCCUCAGUCAGAAGCUGAUCAAGUGGCUACUGGUGUUGCAAUUGGCAUGGGAAUGGUUCCUCUUGAAGUUGUUUCAGAAACUGCUUUGAUGUUUCAGACAAAAGGCUACAAUAAAGUCAGCCCAUUCUUUGUCCCUAAAAUUCUGGUCAAUAUGGCAGCGGGCCAGGUCAGCAUUCGGUAUAAGCUCAAGGGCCCCAAUCAUGCCGUCUCCACAGCCUGCACCACGGGAGCUCAUGCUGUGGGAGAUUCUUUUAGAUUGAUAGCCCAUGGUGAUGCUGAUGUGAUGGUGGCUGGAGGCACAGAUUCUUGCAUCAGCCCUUUAUCUCUAGCUGGGUUUUCCAGAGCCCGGGCUCUGAGCAUGAACUCGGAUCCCAAGUUAGCCUGUCGACCGUUUCAUCCAGAGAGAGAUGGAUUUGUGAUGGGAGAAGGUGCCGCUGUGCUCGUGCUGGAGGAACAUGGACAUGCUGUUCAAAGAGGGGCCCGGAUUUAUGCAGAAAUUUUGGGCUAUGGACUGUCAGGUGAUGCCACUCACAUAACCGCCCCGGAUCCUGGAGGAGAAGGUGCCUUAAGGUGCAUGGCUGCUGCUGUAAGAGAUGCAGGUGUACGACCUGAAGAGAUAUCCUACGUCAACGCCCAUGCUACUUCCACGCCUUUGGGAGAUGCUGCGGAGAACAAAGCUAUCAAACGUCUUUUCAGAGACCACGCUUAUGCCCUUGCAGUGUCUUCAACUAAAGGGGCCACCGGACACCUGCUGGGAGCUGCCGGGGCGGUUGAGGUGGCUUUUACUGCGCUGGCUUGUUAUUAUCGAAAACUGCCACCUACUUUAAAUCUCGAUUGUACAGAACCAGAAUUUGAUCUCAAUUAUGUUCCACUAAAGACACAGGAAUGGAACACUGAGAAAAGAUGUAUUGGGCUUACCAAUUCCUUUGGUUUUGGUGGUACUAACGCAACGCUUUGUAUUGCUGGCAUGUAGAACAGCUCAUUUGUAAUUAACCAUUUAUUUUUUAAGGUUUUCAAUUAAUAAAAUAUUUUAGGUGAGGAAAUAAUGUGUAUUUGUAUAAAUAUAUGUCAAUGCCCAGGUAUAUUAUCUGUUUCAGGGUUUCUCAGCCUUGACACUAUUGUCAGUUUGGGCUAGAUAAUUCUUUGUUCAGGGGGUGGAGGGAGAGAGGUCUGUACAGUGCUUUGUAAGAUAUUUAGCAGUAUCCCCAGCCUGUACCCACUAGAUUCCAGUAACACAUCUCCAGUUGUGGCAAUAAAAAACAUUUCUAGACUUUGAAAAAUGUCCCCUGGGGGGCAAAAGCAGGUGUGAACCACUGAUCUAUGUUUUUCUUGUACUAUAGGUCAAACAGGAGCCCCUGGGUGGCGCCAGUGGUGAAGCUUUUGAUUCCUAGCAGAAAGGGUGGUGGUUCGAACCCACCCAGAGGCACUUCAAAAGACAAGCCUGGUGACCUGCUUCCGAAAAGUCACUGCCUUGAAAACCCUAUGGAGCACAUAUGCGGUCACCAUGCGUUGGAGUCAAUUCGAUGGCAACUAACAACAAAUAGGUCAAACAACUCUCUAUGAAUACUUUUUGUUCCUUUCACUAGUAUUCAUUUAUUGAGUAGCUAGUCUGUGCUAGGCAGGGCUGUUGCGUUGCAUUCAUGUAGGCACGUCAUUCACUUAUGUUAUGCAGGGAGAUAAUACAAUAUAACCGUUUGCAUCAAUGAUCAACAUUCUUUGUGUAUAGCUGUUUAGGAAGCACUGGAUUUAUGUACCUAUGCCAUGAUCCAGCCCUUUUCAUGUUAUUUAUACUGCUCUUUAGUAAAUUAAUGGAAUUUUCCUAAACUCCCAAGCCACCAGCUCUUUGAAACAAGGAAGUGAAAAUAGUUUGGCAUUACUUUUUAUGUUUAUGGCUAUGUCUCAGUCAUGUAGUGCUGCUGUAACAGGAAUACCACAAGUGGGUGGCUUUAAAAAACAAAUUUAUUCUCUCACUGCCUAGGAGGCUAGAAGUCUGAAUUCAGGAUGCCAGUUCCAGGCGAAAGCUUUCUCUUUCUAUUGGCUCUGGGGGAAGGUCCUUAUGAAUCUUCCCUGGUCUAGGAGCGUCUCAGCCCAGGGACCCCAGGUCCAAAGGACACACUCCACUCUUGCUUGGUGGUAUCAGGUCCCCUCUCCUCUCUGUUCAACUCUCUCUUUUAUAUCUCAAAAGAGAUUGACUCAAAAUACAACCUAAUCCUGUAGAAUGAGUCCUGCCUCAUUAACAUACCAUCAAACCCACUGCCGUCGAGUUGAUUGCAACUUAUAGCGACCCCAUAGGACAGAGUAGAACUACCCCAUAGAGUUUCCAAGGAGCGCCUGGCGGAUUCGAACUGCCGACCUUUUGGUUAGCAGCCGUAGCACUUAACCACUGUGCCACCAGGGUUUCCCCAUAUUAACGUAACUGGCUCUAAUCCUGCCUCAUUAACACUAUACAAGUUAGGGUUUACAAUAUAGGAUAAUCACGUCAGGUCACAAAUGGUGGACAACCACUCAAUACUGGGAAUCGUGGCCUAGACAAGUUGACACACAUUUUUAGGGGCAUGCAAUUCAGUCCAUAACCAGUGGAAACCUAGAGAUUCAUGCAGAAAAAAGUUUUUGGGAAGUGGAGCAGAAAUGGCUGGUGACUCGAUCCACAUCUGCCUGGCCCAACCAUACUGCAGUUAUUGUAAACAGUUUUUGUGUGUGCUUCCAGCAUCCUACCGUGAGUGCUGGUGGUUCUACUUUCCCACCUGCUUUCUCUAAAGUAAAGAGACUUCACCCUCAGCAGGCUGGAAGUGUUGUGAGGAGUAGAGGGGUACGUUCCCCAGAGACAGCACUCAACCAAGAAGGGAUGGGAUUUGGUGGAUAAAUGCCUCGGCGUCCUUUCAGAGGGAUAUUGGAGGUUCUACACAGCCUCGGAAACCCUGUGGAGCAGUUCUACUCUGUCCUGUAGUGUCGCUAUGAGUCUGAAUCACCUCGACGCAGUGGGUUUACACAGUUCCUCAGAGGGUCCCCAGUGAGAUGGAGCUUCACUUGUCCACAGCAGUAACCAGCUCAAACAUUCUCUUUACUGGCUUUUCCUCUCUGUCUCCCUUCCCUGAUUUUUAAUUGUGGUCCCAGGAAUCACCUCUCAAAUAAACCUCAUUGUCCCAGGCUCUGCUUUCUGGGGACUCAAACUGAGGCAGGAAGUUGUAACGGGGGUUAAUAUAUCAAAAUGAUAAAGUGAAUAAGAGGAUAAACAAACAGGAUGUGUAUCUGAAAAAGUGAAAAGGGUUCCCCACAUUUUAAUAGGCAUGAAAAUAUUGUCUAGCCACUGAUUUGAUUAUAGCACUUUAUUUCCUAUACCGCUAAGACUCUAGCCAUGUGUUCACAUAACUAAGUUGUGUGCUGUGGAGUCGAUUCUGACUCAUAGUGACCCUACAGGACAGGACAGAACUGCCCUGUAGGGUUUCCUAGGCUGUAAUCUUCAUGCAGGCAGAUCACCAGGUCUUUUUUCACACAGAGUGACUGAUAGGUUCAAACUGCAGACCUCUCAGUUAGCAGCCAAGUAUUUAACCUUUGCGCCACCAGGGCUCCUUUCACAAAACUAUUAAAAAAAAAAACAAAAACUGUUGCUGUUGAAAUCUAUUCCAACUCCUAACAACCCUAUAGAGCAGAGUAGAACUGCUCCAUAGGGCUUCCAGGGCUGUAAUCUUUACAGAAGCAGACUGCCACAUCUUUCUCUUGCAGAGUAGCUGGUGGGUUCGAACCGCGAAACUUUCAGUUUGCAGCUGAGCGCUUUAACCACCGUGCCACCAGCGCUCCCUCACUUAACCAUAAUCAGCUUUAAUUCUCCUUGGCAACCAUUCAUUUGUUUAACUGAAAUGUGUUGGGUGCCAACUCUGGGCCUGGUUUUAUUCUGGUCACCAUGGAUAACGUGUCAGGGGAAGACUUCCUAAAGAAAGCUGAGGCCCUAAGGGUAAACAGAUCUCAGCUAGAUUAAGGCAGAAGGAAGGAAAGAGUGUUUCAGCCAGAGGGCAAUAGAAUGUGGUGAGGUCUGGACUCUGGAUGUCAUGUUACCGGAAUAAGGGUUCUUUCACGUUUCUUGCCUCUCGCUGGUCAAGAAUGAGCAGGUAAGGCACAUAGUUUUCCACACGAGCAAAGCUUUAUUGAAGAGGCUUGCAAGCGGAGACAAGGAGGGCCUAGAGCAACGCAUAUCCCAGUCUCACAGAACAAAAGAGGGGCCUUUUAAAAACAAAAGAGUUUUUAAAAGUUCUUGGGCUGGGAAAAGAUUCAUGUUUAUUCAUAGACAGACGGGGAUAUGUUACCUAAGGUGCGCGCACAGCAGCUUUCCAAGAUGGCUCCUGUCCCAGAGGCCUCUGGGAUUCGUAGCAGGGCUUAUUAUGGGGUGCCUGCCUGCGCAGUCUCUGGGCUCCUGCUGCAGCCCCUCACUGCCCCUGGUGGAAGGCCACACAGCGGUCACAGGUGGGUGUUCUGUGCAUGUCCCUAGGCCUGGUUUUCUCGAGCUGCUUCUGAAGAGCAACUGUAAAGAAUUUUGUUAUUAAAGAAGUUGGCUAUUUUUAGAUACUUCGCUGCAUUGUUCUGGAGAAUGGCUUUAUUUCUGCGCCCUGGCCCAUUUCUUGAUACUUGUUUGCAGAGUUGGGGGCCCCUCAGUUCCUUGUCUUAAUAAGUCCCUAUGUUCCAUACCCAACCCCCUAUUACCUCCCUGAUAGUCUUCUUUUUCUUUUACUUGAUUCUCCUCUAACUACACCAGUCUCUUUGCUAUUUCUCCAACAGGCACCCUCAGAUCUCAGGGCCUUUGCUCCCUAUCUUAGAGAAAGCACUUGUACUAAACAUAAAUGCAUAUACUUGAGGUGGAGGGAGUAGGAGACAGACCCUGAAAAUCUGGUGGAGGUUGCAAAGAACCUGACAAGUUUUGUUGAGGAAUGAAGAGUGAUGGAAAGCCAUUUAAGGUUUGAGGUGGUGAGAUGGCUUUGCAAUGCAUCAAUUUGUCUAGGCUGAACUACAUUUCCCUUAAUUCUUUUCAUUAUGUUUCUGGUUAGGGUGGGUCACAAGAGUUUUUUUUUUUAAUAAUUUUUAUUGUGCUUUAAGUGAAAGUUUACAAAUCAAGUCAGUCUCUCACAUAUAAGCUUAUAUACACCUUACUCCAUACUCCCACUUACUCUCUCCCUGAGUCAGCCCGCUUCCUCCUUCCAGUCUCUCCUUUCGUGACGGUUUUGCCAGUUUCUAACCCUCUCUACCCUCCUAUCUCCCCUCCAGACAGGAGAUGUCAUCACAGUCUCAAGUGUCCACCUGAUACAAGUAGCUCACUCUUCCUCAGCAUCUCUGUCCAACCCAUUGUCCAGUCCCUUCCAUGCCUGAUGAGUUGUCUUCAGGAAUGGUUCCUGUCCUGAGCCAACAGAAGGUUUGGGGACCAUGACCACUGGGAUUCCUCUAGUCUCAGUCAGACCAUUAAGUCUGGUCUUUUUGUGAGAAUUUGGGGUCUGCAUCCUACUGCUCUCCUGCUCCCUCAGGGGUUCUCUGUUGUGUUCCCUGUCAGGGCAGUCAUCGGUUGUGGCCGGGCACCAUCUAGUUCUUCUGGUCUCAGGAUGAUGUAAGUCUCUGGUUUAUGUGGCCCUUUCUGUCCACAAGAGAUUUUUAUGGGAGAUUUGGAGAGUAGAAGCGAAACGGCAGCAAUUUUGUUGUUCACGCGUAUUGCCGCUUCUCUGCCGGCUCACCUCAUUGCUGUGAGGUGGCGGCUGAGCCCGUAACUGCUUCAUCGGCCUCUGGAUCUCCUUCAGUUUGUGACUGUGUGGCAGGUGUGUGCUCGGCUCCGUAAUGACGAAGGGCCCAGCUUCUAGCCCCACGCCACCAAGGUUGGUGGCAAUAAGAGCUGACAGGUUUAGUUCAUCGUUCUAGCGUGCUACUGGAACUUUACAUCCAUCUUCCCUUCUCGACUGCCUGCUCUGUGGACUUCAAACUCCAGCAUCAGAAGAUAACAGGUGAACUUAACAGCCUUUAAACCGAACCAAACCUCUUGCCAUCGAGUCGAUUCUGCCUCACAGGGACCCUACAGAACACAGUAGAACUGCCCCAUGGGGUUUCCAAGGAACAGCUGGUGGAUUUGAACUGCCGAAUUGUUUGGUUAGCAGCCGAGCUCUUAAGCACUGGGCCACCAGAGCUCCAAUAAUAGCCUUACAGAGACCAUUUAACCAGCUUUCACAGCUACGUAAGGUCAGAUUCGUAUAACAAAUAUCUAUCAAUCAUCUCUGUUAACUGUCAUUAUCUGUCUUAAUGGUGCUGUUUCUCUUACUGAAGUGGUUCUGUUUCUCUGAUUGAACCCUGAAUGACGCAAAUGAAAACGAAUGGGAGUUCCUGGGGAGGGACAUAAUGACGUUUUAUUUUAGAUGCACCUAUUUUAAGUAUACACUUCAAUGAAUCUUGGAAAAUGUAUACACAUGCAACGCAACCACCACCUGGCUCCGAAUAACAUUUCCAUCAUCCCCAAAAUUCUCUCGUGCCUCUUUACAGUAAAUCCCUCCAGCCCUAGACAAUUGCUGAAUAAUUUUCCAUCACACUAGAUAAGAUUUGCCUUUUCUAGAACUUUGUAUAAACAGAGUCAUACAGGAUACUCUCUU